AUGUCUAAACACGUCGUAGCUGCAUUGCAAAUCGGAGCUGAUCCCAAGGGAACCCAAGCGACCCUUGGAAAGAUCUUGAGCUACGAAGCUGAGUUGAAGGAAAAAAAAGUUGAAUUGGUUGUGAUCCCUGAAGCCACUUUGGGAGGAUAUCCUAAGGGAUCGCACUUUGGGACAUAUUUGGGCUAUAGAUUGCAAGCUGGCAGAGAGAAGUUUGCUGAAUAUUUCAAGGGUGCAAUUGAUGUUCCUGGUCCGGAAAUUGAGCAAUUGGAAACAUUAAGUGCUUCCACAGGAGCGUCCAUUGUGAUUGGAGUAAUCGAAAGAGGUGGUUCUUCAUUGUACUGUACCGCUGUAUACAUUGACUCUGUAAAGGGUUAUGUUGGCAAACACAGAAAGAUUAUGCCUACUGCAACUGAGAGAUUGAUCUGGGGUCAAGGAGAUGGUUCUACAUUAAUUACGGCCGAUUUUGAAGGUUUGGGUAAAGUUGGUGGUGCUAUCUGCUGGGAGAACUUUAUGCCUUUGUUGAGAGCUUCCUUCUACGCGAAAGGACUCAACAUCUACGUUGCACCUACAGUGGAUGAUAGAGAUGGAUGGACAGCUUUGAUCAGAACUAUCGGAAACGAGGGUCGUCUUUUUGUGGUCUCUGCAGUUGCAUUCUUGCCUACAGCACAAGCUGCCCAAUUGGACAUGCCUGGCUGGCCAGAAGGAAAGAAUGCUAUCGAUGGAGGUUCGCUCAUCGUCAAUCCUUACGGAGAUAUCAUUGCUGGACCAUUGAGGGGUAAAGAAGGUUUGUUGACUGCUGAGAUUGACUACGAUAUCAUUCCUCAGGCCAAAUACGACAUGGAUCCAGUGGGCCAUUAUCUGAGAGGAGACAUUUUCCAGUUGACAGUAGACCAGACCCCGAGAGAUGCUGUUGUCUUCAAGUAG
Messenger RNA from Scheffersomyces stipitis CBS 6054, 924 nucleotides. It is a transcript of the gene NIT1, whose product is annotated as carbon-nitrogen hydrolase family protein. NCBI's taxonomy places the organism in Eukaryota, Fungi, Ascomycota, Pichiomycetes, Serinales, Debaryomycetaceae. The record is from RefSeq and is a predicted model, not a curated record. The transcript has a single exon. Bases 1 to 924 code for a protein of 307 amino acids. Gene Ontology annotation, molecular function: catalytic activity.